Messenger RNA from Phaeodactylum tricornutum CCAP 1055/1, 2713 nucleotides. RefSeq lists its product with no specific name. The transcript has a single exon. The coding region runs from base 1 to 2700 and encodes 899 amino acids. The record is from RefSeq and is a predicted model, not a curated record. NCBI's taxonomy places the organism in Eukaryota, Bacillariophyta, Bacillariophyceae, Surirellales, Neidiaceae.
AUGGACUCUUCGACGAUGGCCCACGCAUCUAAUUUUGCGAUCGCUGAAGACCAGACCUCAUGUCAACGAUCUUAUCCUACAACUCCGGCUUUUCAGACUCAUUCUGAUUCAUCCGAUACUUUUGCAGCGGAACUUUUGAUUCGACCAAACGCUGUGACACCGACAAUUAGUAGGUCAUUUCUUUGGAUCUUAGGAUACACGCUACGGACGCUCUUCUGCGAUAUUCCUUUGCUUGUGGUGUUAUUGACGUACUUUUCUCUCAACUGGAUUCAUCAUGUUCACGAUAAUUAUUUGUACCCUCAGAUGCAGGCCCUGGUUUGGGAUGAAGAACGCGCAACGCAGGACAUCACGUAUUAUACACGUUUCUGCGAUGCCGACGACAUGACGACCAAGAAUGGAGCAGACCUAUUCUUGCCUCGAGACGCCUCGCCCAAGGAAGCGUAUGAGCAUCAGCUUUUGCACGGGUUCACUAUUUUCAAGUCGGUCCUGACGACCCCGACUGCUCGAGAUCUGCGUUCUUUCGUCUCCUCCCGCAAUCGCAAUUUGACCAGUAUGGAGAGUAUCUUUGUAAUUGAAGGCAACAACAGAUUUUCGUUUGGACUCGGGACAGAGGAACCUUCUGUGGCGAAAGCGAUGAAAGAGCUUGCUAAUCACGACCAACUACGGCGUUCAUUGGAAAAGAUUAUCGGACCUAAUCCUGCCUUGAUUGAAAUGACUGCGAUUACAUCUUCGUAUGGAGCGGUCGCUCAGUGGUGGCACGACGAUGUCAUUCCAACGGCUUCUGCAGUAAAAUAUGCACGGACAUUUGCCCCUAGCUACUCUGUGUUCGUCCAGCUGCAAAAUACGACCAAGCAAAUGGGUGCAACUUCGGCUUGUCCUGGUAGCCACUAUUGCGGAGCUGGCCGUAUGGAUCUUUUUUGUGACGAAGAGGGUUUCCAGGUUGUUGGUGACGACGGGUAUUGGGGGAUUGGCGAUGCCCUUCUCAUGAACAUGAACUCGUAUCAUCGCGGUGCUGCUCAUACUGAUCCCGAGGGAGAGGACCGCGUCAUGCUAAUUUUGACGUUUGCCCCCAAACCUGAACCACGCGUAGAAUCCAGGCAAAUGUCGGAAGGCAUCACUUUUUCUCUGCGCUGGGAUAUGUGGGGACAUACCUUGUAUGAUCUUGCCCGUGCCGAUACUCGUAUGACCCAGCCUUGGGCGACGCUUCGUGCCCUUGGUCUUUACAAACCUGAUGAAAGUGAUUGGGGCACCGAUUAUAUCUCGAGUACAUCUAUGCGUCUCUUGAAUGAUUACAAUGGAUUCAUACCGGACGAUUUGGCUAGUUUUAUAGAAGCUGGUGGCUUUCCUCUCCUCCCAUCAUUUCUGCAAGCAGAAUUCAACGAAGAUCACGGUCCCCAAGACGCGUGGUACCACUUUAUUUUGGAAACUUUUUUUAUUUGUAAAGAGUUCAUGAAGCGUGUCUCUAUUGCAGCGAUAGUAGGCUACGUUGCCUUUUUCUUGCUCGUUGCAAGCUGGUCUGGCAAGAAAAAUCGCGCAGCGAAAUUCUUUGAUGCGAUUUUAAGGCUGUUACUAAUACUCGGCGUCGUCUAUCUUGCUGAGAUACUUGCUCGCCGCCACGUGGACGAAUCACUAUGGGCCAUCGAUAUCAAGGCUAACCGUCGCUACUCCAGUGUUUUCACAAAUGAGCUACAUUACGAUGUUGUUGCGAAGGGAUCUUCUACUUUUCCGACCCGGCACGAUGUUUUGAUUGAGAAUCGAUAUGGCUCGGAGUAUCUUGCUAUGUAUGAUGACUAUAUCAAUGGUCACCCCGGUAAUCGUGUAUUCGGAAAGGCUGUCAGAAAAGCUGCCCCGUAUUUUUCUUCCUAUUCGGAUCUCUUUAAGAAAGCAACCAUAGGGUUUGUAGUUGAAACGAUCGAGAUGGAGCUUGGCCGUUUUCUCUUGCAAGGACCGAAGGGAAACUGGUAUUUAAUGGAAAGAGAGGAAGCUUUGGACUACACAGCGAAAGAAAUUGCAGCACUUUCCUCUCCAGGUACUAAAGCUGUCAGGGAUAGAAUUCGUCUUUUGAAAGGAGACUGCCGAUUUGGGGUCUAUCGUGACACAGCGAUGUCGAAGUCCCAUAACUUUCCGUACUUAAAAUCGUUGGAGGAUCUCGUUCUUGCAUGUGGUCGUCGAUUGGUCCAACGCAACCCGCUUUUACCUUUGGGUGUCAAUGCAAACAGGGAAAGAGUCUUCUUUGGGCAGACACGAAUGUUACAGCCGCCGGUGACGAGGGCGCAAUUCAAGCGACGUGGCGUAGACCUUGGGAUAGGCAGCAAUCCUGAGCCUCCGUCAGAGCUUGCAUGGCUCAAAUCCGGCGACUUUGUCGAAGGAGUGGUCGAUGGGUACUGGUAUGUAGGCGAACUCAGUUUGAUUACAGCCCACGGGUUAUACCACAUAGACUAUCCGGAUGGCGACAGCAACUACGUGGAUGAAUACGAGAUCAGAUCAGUACUUCCGCUGGACGUGGGUGAGAAGGCGGAGUACUUUCAUAGCUCUGAGGGCAUCUAUGUCUCCUCUACUGUUACGGCUGUGCUAAAUGACUUUCUGUAUAAUAUUAUAAUCGACGAAACCGGGAAAUCCGUCGAGGAAGCGGUAAUCGAGCAUUUUCGUCGCCCGCUCCAAGUGGAAGUGGAGCGAUACGAAUAUCAAGCCGCUUACUAAUGGAAAUGUAUUC